AUGGCGGAGAGGGUUGAACAGCGCAUUGAGGAUCGGAUCCCUGAGCUAGAGCAGCUGGAGAGGGUCGGAUUAUUCACUCACAAGGAGAUCAAGACAGUUAUUAAGAAGACCUCGGCUCUAGAAUAUAAAAUACAGCGGAGAGCGCUUCAUAAGGAGGAUUUUAUCAGUUAUAUUCAGUAUGAAAUCAAUCUGUUGGAAUUGAUUAAGAAAAGAAGAGCUCGCAUUGGCUACUCGUUUAAGAAAGAGGAGAUUGAGUACUCUAUUGUGCAGCGGAUACAUGGCGUCUUCAAACGUGCCACAACAAAAUGGAAGGAUGACAUUCAACUGUGGCUGUCUCAUGUUGCAUUUUGCAAGAAAUGGAACAGGAAAAUACAGCUGAGCAAGGUGUUUUCUUCCCUGUUGGCCCUUCAUUCAAAUAAACCAGCUCUGUGGAUUAUGGCUGCAAAAUGGGAAAUGGAGAACCGCCUGUCAUCUGAAAAUGCCCGGCAGUUGUUUUUGCGUGCAUUGCGCUUCCACCCAGAGUGUCCCAAACUUUAUCAAGAGUAUUUUAGAAUGGAGCUGAUGCAUGCUGAAAAGCAGAGGAAAGAAAAGAAAGUGUUUGAGCAAGCAAAAAUGGACUUGGGUGAGUUCAGUUAUUCUGAUGACAUACUUAAUGGCGAACUGGCUCGAAUAGUCUGGAGAGAGGCCAUCCAGAAAAUCAAAGGUGCGGAGUUUCAGUUGACGCUGCUCUCUAUUGCAAAACUGUUUGAUUUUACACAGGACUUCCAAAAAGAAAUUUUGGACAAAUUGCAGGCAGAGCACGCUAACGAUCCUUUUGUGUGGGAUUACAUGGCACGGCGGGAGCUGGAGAUGGACUCCCUGCCGUCAAAAGAACACCCGUCUAAACAGUUAAAGGCACUUGAGGUGGCCCACAAAGAAGAACGGUGCUGUAGAGUGUUUGAGGAGGCCGUGACGUCCCUUCCCACAGAGGACAUGUGGAAAUGUUACAUCACUUUUUGCUUGGAGAGAUUAAACCGGAAGACCAAUUGCGAAGAGUUAAGGCAGAAGAGGCUGGAAAGGACAUUAGGCACCUUCAAUCAAGCUCACGAGUCACAGUUGCUACCAGCUUCAUUGUAUAAACAAUGGCUUCAGGUCUUACUGGAGCUUGACCUCCAAGAGAAGGCCGAAGAGGUGGCAGCGGCAGCCACCAAGCAAUUCAGCCACUUGGUAGAAAUGUGGGAAAUGAGACUGCAGCUGCUAAUCAAGCAGAGCAGUGAUGGUCUGGCCUCUUGUUUCCAGGAAGCCUUUCGGGCAGUUAAAGAUAAGGACAGCUUGCCAUUAUGGAUUUUAUGGGUUGAAUGGAGUGAGACAGUGAAUAGCAAGGCUGAAACUGAAGCUCUGUAUCAGAAAUCCUUACUUGCCACAGUCCCAGCUGACUCUGUAAUGAUGAAACAAAAGUACCUUGAAUGGGCUUAUAGGACAGGUGGCUAUAAGAAAGCCAGAAAAGUCUUUACCAGCUUGCAUGAAAGCCGGCCAUUUUCACUUGAGUUCUUCAAGAAGAUGAUUGAGAUAGAAAAGGAGCAAGAAUCUUGUAAAAUGGUCAAUAUCCGAGAAUAUUAUGAACGUGCCUUGCGAGAGUUUGGUGCCACAGAACCUGAUCUGUGGUUGGCCUACAUCAGAGAAGAGCUGAGUUCCCAAGGCAAACCUGAGAACUGUGGCACUAUUUACUGGAGAGCUAUGAAAAUGUUGCAAGGAGAACAAGUGGAAAAUUUUAUUUCAAAGUACACAUUGCUGCAAACUGGACAUCUGUGAAAAAUGUAGUUGCAUCUGUGUCUUGGAGGACAAGCAUUGAAGGACUAAAUUAUUCUAUAUUUCAUACUCCCCACCCACCCCCAAGCAAAAAUAUCUGUUUCUGGUCUUGUAGAUUUAUGUGCAUUGGUGAUUUUUCAUUGGAUCAACACUUAUAUUCAACAUGGCGUACUGAAUAUCCAGUGGCUUGAAUGCAGCAACCUAAUGACAUUGGCAGGGUGUAUGUGGAAGAAAAUUAUUUCAUCUUGGCAUAGAACUGUAUGGCGUUCAGCCCUAUACAUCGAGGGAUGCAAAAAAGUUGGUACACUUGACUGUACCAACCAUUUUGAGAAGAGUGCCAAAUGUCUCAUGGCCAGAUCUCAGUUCAGAGGGCAUGGGAACACAUCUGGAAACAAAUACUUCUUCAGCUGUCAUGAGUGUUAGGCUGUACAGGGCCUUACAAGCUAAAAACAGCACGGUUAAUCUAGUCCGUGAACUAAUGGGCAAUCAUUUAAAUAGUCUGAAAACAAGCAUAAUGUGCUACCUGUGGUCAACCUUGUGCCUCAGGCUGACUGUUGUGUUUUGAAUCGAUGGAAGUUGCCCAUCAGUCUCCAGGGGAACCCCAUAGAAAGUGCAUUUUAAUAAUCAAGCUGAGGUUGCAGGGGCAAAUGGGGGCAAGUGUGUAUUUCUAGGACAGGAUUCAGCUGGUACAUCAGCUGAAGCUGGAGAAAAGCUGCUACCUAUGAAUCCAGGACUAGGAAGCUGUUCCUUUGGUGGGGAUGAUAACUCUAUUCAGAA
This is a messenger RNA of Gekko japonicus, 2565 nucleotides long. It is a transcript of the gene UTP6, whose product is annotated as UTP6 small subunit processome component. Lineage: Eukaryota; Metazoa; Chordata; Lepidosauria; Squamata; Gekkonidae. Gene Ontology annotation, biological process: maturation of SSU-rRNA from tricistronic rRNA transcript (SSU-rRNA, 5.8S rRNA, LSU-rRNA). The coding region runs from base 1 to 1791 and encodes 596 amino acids. Gene Ontology annotation, cellular component: small-subunit processome; Pwp2p-containing subcomplex of 90S preribosome. Gene Ontology annotation, molecular function: snoRNA binding; protein binding. The record is from RefSeq and is a predicted model, not a curated record. The transcript is spliced from 19 exons.